UUAAGUACGCUAGCAACAGAAAGUCAAGCUUCCUCAAUCAACACAUUGAUGAGCUGAUGCUACAUUCUCUUUAGCAGAAUUUGCAGAGUAGACACAUUUCACUUCAUUCAUAUAAGUUGUUUUUGUUUUGUUUGGCUACAGAAGUUAAGUGUUUUGAACACAAAAAAGGACAAUGGCCACACUACUUUCGAAAACACGUACUCCACCGGCCCCUACUCCUCCAUAUUCUGGUGUUGUUGGGACCAGAACCGACAGUGAGCUAGCUGAAAGUCUUGCAAGAAUGACAACAUACGGUGAUAGUGGUGUGCUAGGAACUGCGAGAGGAGCCCCCACAUCUGAAGGCUUUCGCUCAGCUAAGCACACUCCACAAGAAUGGCAUACAUCAAACUACCAACAAUAUUACCAAAGUUUUUCAGAUCGUGACAACGCAGAGAGGCUGCGACAUGAAUCGAAGACACUGUCGAAUGAGACGGAUGCCUUGACGAAGCGUACUCAGACAGAUGCCACAAAGAAACUUACAGAGCGCCUUCACGAUAUCCACUUUUGGAAGUUUGAAUUGAACCGUGAAAUUGAAGAGAUGAUCGAGGAGACGGAUCUACUCUGCGCCCAGAAGAAGCGACUAGAAAAUGCUCUUGACGCCACUGAAAUUCCAAUGUCAAUAGCACAAGACAAUUUGCAAUGCCGCGGAAGAAGGCAUGACAUUGAUCUUGUUCAUGAUCGUGUUGAGCUUGCACUUAAUAAGGAAUAUGAGAUAAUUGUCAAAGUACAAGACUUGCUGAGGAGAACAAUUGAACAAUCGGAUAGACAAAUCAAAUUGAACCGAGGAAGUAAGCACAAGUUGACAAUGGAUUGGUCUGAUAAAGUUGAAGCAUACGAUAUUGAUACCAAGUGCGCCAAUCUCAAUAAUGACUCAACUGACAUCAUGUACAAGGAGGGCUCGGCAAAAUUCAAUGCUGUACAAUCAACACCCGAGAGCUGGGCUCAGUUUUCGCACGACAACAUCGUCCGUGCCGAGCACGAGAAACUCGCUUCUCAGCAACUCAGGAACUUGAUCGACCAAAUUCUCACAGACACAUCGAAUGACAUGAGAGAGCAAUGCAACACCGUUAACACAGAGUUUGCAAAUAGGAUUCAAGAAAUGAACAAUGCCAAGACACAGAUGGAGAACCACAGAGAAAAGAUUGUUGAAGAGAUUGCUGAAAUGGAGAGGAACGUAGCCUCAUUGCAGAAAGCAAUCAAAGACAAAGAAGCACCGAUGAAGGUAGCACAGACAAGACUAGACCACAGGACUUACAGGCCCAAUGUAGAACUAUGCAGAGAUCCUGCACAUUUCAAGAUGGUGAAUGAAGUCGGCGAGAUCCAGAACUCUAUCGACCAGCUCAAGCAGAAACUGGCGGAAUCACAGUCCAGUCUGAGGGAUUUGAUGGCAACACGCAGAUCUCUGGAACAGGAAAUAGCUCUGAAGAAGAACAGCAUCUCCAUUGACCGCGACAAGUGCCUUAAGUUCAGAACUCGCUACCCAAGCACAUCAAAAUUAGUUGGCUACCAAUAAGCGUUAACAAAAUAAAGCAAACCUAAAAAAAAAUUGACAAAAUGAAUGAAACAAAAAAAAACCAAACAUUAUUCUGAAUAAUUUUAGAAUACCUUGAUAAAUGAAAUCUGGUUGGAUCUGGUAAAUUAUGGUAUAUUAGCUAAUAAAUGAAUAUGAUAAUCCUA
Molecule: messenger RNA, 1716 nt
Organism: Anneissia japonica
Lineage: Eukaryota; Metazoa; Echinodermata; Crinoidea; Comatulida; Comatulidae
Product: tektin-4-like
Exons: 6
Coding region: 173-1552 (459 amino acids)
Biological process (GO): cilium assembly; cilium movement involved in cell motility
Cellular component (GO): sperm flagellum; nucleus; microtubule cytoskeleton
Source: RefSeq, a predicted model, not a curated record